CGUCCGGUGGCCUUGGUCACUUCUGGAGGUACGGCUGCCGACCUAGAAAAUCAGUCGGUUCGCUGCAUAGACAAUUUUUCCACCGGAUUACGUGGUGCCAUUGCCGUUGAACAGCUCCUUCAAAGGGGCUAUGCGGUCGUGCAUUUAUCACGGAAAGGAAGUGCAGAGCCCUUUGCUCGAGCUUUGAGUCAAUACUUGGGACUUCAACAGGCAAAUCAUGGACUGGACGUACAAACAAUGGUCGAUGGCCGCUUAUUGAGCAUUUCUUUCCGAACAGUUGAGGAUUACUUGGGGAGGCUUCAACUCUGCGCCGAGAGCUUGCGGGACGCGCAAUCGCUCGUUAUGAUUUUUUUGGCAGCUGCUGUUAGUGAUUUUUAUGUUCCUGCGGAAGGUCGCGUAGAGCACAAGAUCCAAAGCGACGGCGAGGAUUUGGUGCUGACGCUCAAGCCGGUACCCAAGGUUAUUGAAGAGCUACGGCAAAAAUGGUGCCCUGACGCCUUUGUGGUUACAUUCAAGCUGGAGACGGACACAAAAAUAUUGAAAGAAAAGGCAGCGCGCGCGGUAGAACGCUACGGUUGUCACAUGGUGAUCGGCAAUCUAUUAAAGUCUCGUCACAACAAAGUGUGGAUCUUAUCU
Messenger RNA from Phaeodactylum tricornutum CCAP 1055/1, 636 nucleotides. RefSeq lists its product with no specific name. Gene Ontology annotation, cellular component: cytoplasm; nucleus. The transcript has 2 exons. Gene Ontology annotation, molecular function: phosphopantothenate--cysteine ligase activity. Gene Ontology annotation, biological process: coenzyme A biosynthetic process. Lineage: Eukaryota; Bacillariophyta; Bacillariophyceae; Surirellales; Neidiaceae. The record is from RefSeq and is a predicted model, not a curated record. The annotation marks the transcript as partial.